UUGUCAUUGAGCUUCUCUGUGUGUUUUAUAGAGCUAACUGCAGCUGCCAGAUAUGCAUUAGCCAGUAACACACGCACACACUGGACACACAGUUGACAAUUAGCUGCUACAGGAGCCAUAGCAAAGUUGUCUGAAGGUCAUUGUAAUGUCAGCAGUGCACUUACCGGCCUAAAAUUAGACCUAACAUACUUUGGCGUGCCUGGUUUCAUUUACACCUACUGUUCUGACUUCUUACAAAAGACUCCAAAGCUCUGCUGGAAAAGUGCAUCAUCACAGCUUUUAGUGAAUUUCAAAAGUUUGUGCUCAUCAUUUAUUAUUUACUACACUGGAAAGCUUUCUCUGAAUAACUUUGAAGACUAAUGAAAGAAACCAAAAAUCCACCACCUUGUGGAAGUUAGCAGCCCGUCUGCCAUUAGUCUGCACUGGCUUGUGAAAACGGCAUCAGUGUGCUUUAUGUGAGCAUGAGUACCAUGGAAAGACUAAAUGCAGUCCAUUUGGCUCAGACGGUUGAAGGGGGGCUUUAAGAAGCUCCGGCCUGAGUACUGAGCCUGGAAAUAAAGCAGACUGAACGUGCUGUGAGAAAUGCAGCUGUCCAUGGCGCCAAAUGCAAGCUGGCAACUGCUUAUAACUUAAAUUAGUUUUGGCUCCAGCAGCUGAUUCCUAGACUGGAGAGUCCUGAAGGAGAGAACCGGAAAAGGAGCCAAAGGAGCUAAAUGAUCCAAGGUCAGAAUGAGACUACUAUUAUUAUUUUUUUUUCCUAAUGCAGGAAAUGCAAAUAUAAGUGAGCAGCAUCACACGAGAGCUAUUGAAAAGAACUGGGAGCUUUGUCACGAACUAAAGAUUCAUUUUGUUUACUUUUUAAAUGUGUUGGAGCAUUGCUGUGAAAAUAAUGGGGUCAGUUACAGCAGCAAGCAUUACCGCAUCUUCUCUUUCUGCCUACAGGGGGAGGGGUUUUGAGGGAAAAGGGGACAUGAGGGGGGGGGGGUUGUAUUUUUGUAAACCAUGUGUUCUCUCGCGUGCCUGACAGUGAUAGAAUAGAAAGGUCCUGGAGUGGGACGGGUGUCCUUUUUGCAGACAAAAGCAAGCGAGGCAGACUCCACAAAGAGGGAGGACGAACGCGGGUCGAACAACAUGAAUCUAAAGACAGGAAACUCCUCAAAUGGCUUCACACCAGAGAUCAGUUUGGAUAAACUACACCGGAUGGCUGCAGAGCUGAUACUGCCCGGACGAUCCAUCUUGAGGCUCCUGAACACUGUUCUGGAGUUUGUUACAAACUUUCUGGCCCGAGUUUUAGGAAGCAGCCUGAUCAGAAGACACUUCCACCUGCUGCUGUCUGGGUUGGUCCUCUUUGGGCCUGUGCUCAGCUUCUGGGUAUCAAAGUACAGCAUCUUUGCAAACAGCAACCACUACCUGUACAGGAAGUUCCUGAGGUCCACUUGGGGUUGGACCUGCAUCUUUACGGGCUCUUUCAUCACCCUUCUCUCCCUCUCAGCCCGUCACUCCCCCUCUCUUUCCCUCCGCCACCUCUCUCGAGUAGGCCUCGCGGGUUUGCUCUGGUGGGGUUGUCGGCACCUCCUGACCCUGUUGGAGGAUGCAGCGGGGACCUGUUACGAGCCCAUGACCCCAGGCCAGGACGGCCAGAGCCUGGCCUCCCCAGUACAGCCUCUGCUGCUCCUCCAUGAAGACCAGAACAAGGCCUCCUGCCUGAAAGCCCACAUGCUGUGGCGAGGGUACGAAGUCUCCCAGGACGUCCUCAUCCUCUGCUUCUGCUGUCUGCUGCUUGUCGAGGAAAUGUGCGUCUUUGGUCAUCACUUGGAGCGACAGAAGCCUCUGCAGAGGUCACCCGGGACCCCGCUGAGAAUCAUUUUCCUCCUGUGUGUUCUUCUCCUCCUUGUUUGGAUGUUUCUGCUACUGUGUUUGCUUGCAUACUUCCCAAAGUUUCCCUCCCAGCAGCUAGGUGGAGCUCUGGGCUACCUGGGGUGGAGAGGACUCUAUCAGGGAUUGUACAGACUCGGAUCGAGAUGGGGUUGUCCUGGUUUGCCCAGAGAGGGACUUUCUACCACGGUGCACACCAACAAACAGCCUUAGUAGUAUGACACGCUUAAUGAAAAUGGUGAGAUUUUGGCACUGAAAUGUCCUUCAAAGCUCAGGAACGAACUGCCAAACCCUCUUUCAAGACUGCAUGCUGUAAAUGUGACAUCACGUUAAUAGUUUGCUUUCUUUAGAGGUCAAAAUUAGUCCAUAAACAAGCUUAGAAAUCUCAUUCAGACAAAGUAAGUGAGAAAAACUGCUGCUUUAUUGUGUAAUAUGAACCAAAAUGCAGGCACAGUUAGAAAAAGAUUUCUGAGAGCAGGUGUAUCAUUACUUGAUGAAGAGUGUCAUUCUACACUGGUUGUUGCUUAUUAAAAAAAAAGAGCCUGGAGUCAGUCUCAGUAGAUGAGCGCUUUCCCAUCUCCUCUGGGUCUCUUAAUCUUGUCAAA
This is a messenger RNA of Oreochromis niloticus (Nile tilapia), 2480 nucleotides long. It is a transcript of the gene fitm1, whose product is annotated as fat storage inducing transmembrane protein 1. Gene Ontology annotation, cellular component: endoplasmic reticulum membrane. The transcript has 2 exons. NCBI's taxonomy places the organism in Eukaryota, Metazoa, Chordata, Actinopteri, Cichliformes, Cichlidae. Gene Ontology annotation, biological process: lipid droplet organization; lipid storage; phospholipid biosynthetic process. Gene Ontology annotation, molecular function: coenzyme A diphosphatase activity. Bases 1132 to 2088 code for a protein of 318 amino acids. The record is from RefSeq and is a predicted model, not a curated record.